Haliotis rubra (blacklip abalone) is the source of this 10189-nucleotide messenger RNA. RefSeq names its product transcription factor SOX-13-like. Lineage: Eukaryota; Metazoa; Mollusca; Gastropoda; Lepetellida; Haliotidae. The transcript is spliced from 9 exons. Bases 336 to 2474 code for a protein of 712 amino acids. Gene Ontology annotation, biological process: cell fate commitment; regulation of transcription by RNA polymerase II. Gene Ontology annotation, molecular function: RNA polymerase II cis-regulatory region sequence-specific DNA binding; DNA-binding transcription factor activity, RNA polymerase II-specific. Gene Ontology annotation, cellular component: nucleus. The record is from RefSeq and is a predicted model, not a curated record.
GCUGCUGCUGAUGCAGAUACAUAUCACUGGAUCUAUAUGACUGAUUCCUGUUCCAUUCCUACUGUGCUGGCCUUAUUCAACAACUGAUUGUAAAGCCAGGAAGAUAUUGUGAAUCACUGGCCGUCAGUCGACAAGAGCUCUUAGGCUCCUCCUCUGAUGAUUGGCCCAUGAAAGAACUAACACAGCAUUUUACUUAGCUUGAUGGCUAGGCACCCCCCUGUCCCCCCUCCUUGCAGCCAGGCUAAGAUUUGGUGGCAGCAGUGGUAUAAUCGCCACAAUCGUAUCUCGACUGACAACAGGAAGACGGAGCAUCUACAAGCACACAAGCUGGUACAAUGCAUGAAGCACUCUCCCUGUGUGUUAGGAGUAUGUCUUCUAAGCGAAAAAACACCCCAACAAAAUUAAGUAAGGACGACGUCGUACUAGAGCGACAAACUCUCAACUCAGACUGUGACAAUAACCAUUUUGAUUCGGAGGGUGACACAGAGCCUCACCUGCCGCAUCAGUUCAUCCAUUUUGACCACAGUGAUAACGAUUCUUCGGACACUGGUUCGGACAGACUUCCUCGCAAGAAGCAGAGACUUGUUGAUCGGUUGGGCAACCAUCACUCGGCAGAAUCCGACAGUGACGAGUGUCACAGCUCGUUGCAAAACAAUAAUAACAGUAUAACUACAACAAAGCCUUCUUUAGGGCUGCAUAAGAAAUCUAUGGCGAGUGUUUUGCGACGAUUGAACUCUAAAAGCCAGGACACUGAUAUCAAGGACAUUAUGACAAAGACUACAGAAGAAAAGGACCCUGGGGUGAUCGAGAGUGUGCAGCAGAUUCUAACCAGUGAUGGCCCAGUUCAGGACAAGGAACAGAAGCUCAAUGACAUGAUUGCACAGCUACAGACGAUCAAGGAUGGUCUCCAGAAACAGACUCACACAGCUCCCCCUGGUGACAGCUUCGGACUGCAAGUUUCGUCAGUACCGAACCAGGCCCGUACCUCUCCCAAGGCUUCCUCCCCGGAAGGCAGUGAGCCUCACAAGUCUUCGACGUCUCCCCAGUUGGCCACCUCACCCUAUCCCCAGGCUCGACACACCCUGCCCUCUCCACCCACUAUGAGACAGACCAGCCCCCACAUGCCAGUCCUGGGUUCAACUCCUUGUUGGCCCAGUGGACACAUUGCAGUGCCAAUGAACCACACAGACCAAGAAGCACCUCUCAACCUGACCAAACCUAAGCAUGAGGCCAAAUUUGACCGAUUGUCUGACGACCACUUGGGUGUGAUUCAUGGUCGGUCUAUCAAGAGGGAGCCAGUUGUCACACCUCCUCCCGCUCACAGCAAUCACAAAAGGCAGCAUCAGCAACAACACCAGCAACAACAUCAGCAGCCAACAGCGCAGACACCACCAACAACAGACAUCUCGUCACUGAUUGGGUUGAGAUCCCCAUUUGGCAUCCCUGCUCAGUACAUCACAAGCCCAUACUUGGGCAUCCCAGCACACUACCCCGGUCUCACGCUCGGAGGACAUGCUCACACACUCAAUGGCGCCAAGUCGCCAUCCGAAAGUGAAAAAGAGAGUUACGUACAGGAAGCAUUGGCACGGCAACUAGCGGCAUCAGUUAGUGGUCCAGUGUUCCCAGGUCUUCACCAUGUACCGCUCUAUGCAAGCACGCCAUCCCCGACGAUGCCGCAACUCACCCAGUUGAGUGGCGCCAAGGACACCCCCAACAUGCCCAUCUCCAGCGAUGACAGCCAGAACUACGUUCAGCAUCUACAGAGUAAGAUGUUCGGUGCAAAGAUUAUCCGAGCACAGCGUGAGAAGAACGAGCCAGGGAGACCUCACGUAAAGAGGCCAAUGAACGCCUUCAUGGUUUGGGCUCGAGAAGAGAGACGCAAGAUCCUCAAGGCCUGCCCUGAUAUGCACAAUUCCAACAUCUCCAAAAUACUAGGAGCGAAAUGGAAGGCGAUGUCCAAUGCAGAGAAACAGCCAUAUUAUGAGGAACAAUCUCGUCUCAGCAAACUCCACAUGGAGGCUCACCCUGAUUACAGAUACAGACCAAGGCCUAAACGUACAUGUAUUGUUGAUGGAAAGAAGCUGAGAAUCUCCGAAUAUAAAGCGUUGAUGAGGAGUCGGAGGCAAGAUGUUAGACGGGUGUGGUACGGAGAAUCUGGAGCUACAUAUGUUGAGGGUUUACUAUCUUCAGAAGGAACAGGGCCUUCCAAUUCCAACUUCGAUCCCAGCCAGUUCUUGAAAUCUUCUUCUCCAGUAAACAACAGCCUAAGCAAUGGUGAAGCCGGUUCCCCUGUUAACAACGGUAAUUCCAUACACGACGAUAAACUCUCUGGCUGGGAUUCGGAACAUCUUCAGAACGGUGACAUGAACGACAUCGAUGGUGGUUCCGAUGUAAGCAUGGACACCUCGUAUACUGAUGCAUCGAACACCAGUUUUGGAAACAGUGCUGUUACAGAGGAGGUUGCGUCAACAUAGUUCCCAAGGAUUUGUAGUUUACCACAGUGCAUAUUUAAUAUAAUGUAACAAUGGUGCUAGAUCUGUUUAGACUCCCUAGCCUGCGUUGUCCAUAAUGGUUGCUCCCCUCAAGCUGCUCCUGGAGAUGAGAGCGGUCAUCACACAGAGGAGAUGUGGACCUGACCAUUGUUCAUCAGAGCACCUGCUUAGAAAUAUGAACACCUUGUUGUCCUAAUUCUACAGUGUUUGGAGAGAUGAAGCCAGCCCUGGACGACAUCUCCAGAGUUGUGCUUGAACUGUCUCCAAAAAGCGUGUUGGUUUGACCCAGGUUCUAGCAAAGAGCACAUGCUUGGCUUACCGUCGUAACAGGUGCUUGGACUAACAUUAUUAGAGGUCUUGCUUCACAGACUUCUGGCUUCUUGGCAGCAUUGGAGAAAUUUCUACAGACUUCAUCGAAGCUUGAAACCAAAAUUCUUCACACCUCUAGCUGCAAGUUGAGUCCAUAUUCCACUCCAAGUCUCCCCACAUCUCACUGUGCUGAUAAGGUCCCAUCAGAAGGGAUGACAACAUCCAACGAAUUCAUGGUGCCAUGAACUCCUGCAACACACGUCCUUGUUCCUCAGACUUAUAUCCCAGCAGAGUCUGUGCCCAUGACAAUUCCAGGACAAGCACCAGGCACCGCAAUAGGAAAGAUGACCAACGAAACUCACUGACCAGUUAUCCACGCAGUCAGCGCCACCGUGCCACUAGCUCCCGCUUCUAGAUGCCUGUAUAUAGACAUAGUAGGCCGCACCUCGACAAGACUCUGUCUAUCAGAGCACAUAACUUUAUACUAUCCUCUCACUGUGUAGAAGUGUUCCUGUUGUGGAAUCACUGUAUUACUGGUACGCCAUGGUUACGUGUAACAUUGUAUACGCUAUAUGACAUUGUAUACAGAUCUGUAUGCAGUACAAUGACAUCAUAUGCGAUACUGCAGCGAUACUGUGUAGUUUUGACAUGACAGUACUGUAUACAGUACUACAGGGUAUGACGAUACUAUAUGCAGUACUGUAUCACGUGACAAUACUGUGUUCAGUACUAAUGGCAUGACAGUACUGUGUUCAGUACAAAAUGGUAUGACAAUACUGUGUAGUGUACUUGUCACAUGACAAUACUGUGCACAGUACUAUAUCACAUGACAAUACUGUGUACAGUACUAUAUCAUUAUCACAUGACAACAUGUGUACAGUACUAUAUCACAUGACAAUACUGUAUACAAUAUUAAAAGUGUCUGUAUACUGUAUACAGUGCUACUGACAUGACGAUACUGUACAGCAGUAUUAUAUGACAAUACUGUUGGCAGUACUAUAUCCCAUGUAUACUGUAUACAGUACUACUGACAUGACGAUACUGUACAGCAGUAUUAUAUGACAAUACUGUUGGCAGUACUAUAUCCCAUGUAUACUGUAUACAGUACUAUUGACCUACCAGUAAGUAUGGGCCUAUACCACUGUACUGAGUACUAACACUGCCUAUGGUAUUACAACACCAUGUAAAGAUGGCAACGGCCUUCUGUAUGUAAUUCUGGGUCCAAUAUAGAUUGAGGCACCCCCUCUCUCAGUCCAUAUUGCUGUUGUCCUGUUCCUAGGUUCAUGCUUAGCUCUGUUGACCUCUGCCAUUCAUUGUGAUACACCUCGGUCCAUCUGCUCCAGUGACCACUUCAUACCUCAGCCAUUACGGGAAUUAAAAAUUAUUAAUUAAUUAUUUAAUAAUAUGUUAAACUUUUAAAAAAAAAUUAGAAUAAAAAAAUAAGUCCUUUGUUUCCUCUCAAAAGGGUAAUAACAUGAUUUUAUUAUCAAAUAUUUGCACAUAUAAAAGUGCUUUUCAGAAUAAAUGAUUAUUUAGAAUUAUUUGUAAAAGUCCAAGUACAUUAUUAAAAGAGGACAAAAAUUUACCAUAAGGAUAUAUUAAAUGUGUAACCUUCUUUCCCAGUUGUACUUAAUAAUAUUUUCAACAUGAGUUGUUGUGAUACUUACAGUCGGUACUGGUAAUACAUGAACAGUACUCAGACAAGUGGUUUAUCAACUCACAGUGUUUAUAGUUUAGUAACAAAAUAGUAUUCCAGAUAAUUAGUCAUAGUGUUUUAAAAACCAAGGCAUUUUCGCUGGCAUUGACAUUUUUUGUUCGCAGACUUUUUGUUUUGUUUUUGCUUUGUUAGUGAUAGUUGCCGAGGACACAGAUUAUAUCUCAGGCAGAUGGACCGGGUGUAAUAAGGCGAGGUGCUGUUGUAUUUAAGUCAUAAACAUCCACUACUUCACUGUUGUCAAACGCUGCUGAUGUUGAGGGCAAGGUUUAUUACUGUAGAAUAUUGAGUGCCAAAUCUACCUUGUUAAGGUUCCUGAUUGUUUAAAGUUUAGUUCUUCCUAUCUUUGCCAUAUAUGUGUGAUGAUUGUUACCUUUUGAGUAGAAUUUAAACCUAGAGUCUUUCUUCAGUAUAGUAUGCUCUGCGAGAGAUAGUUUCUCUUAUGAAGUAAUUUUGUUGAAUCUUAUGCUGUUAGGAGAUGACGAUUAAGCUGGGUUACCUGCCUUGGUUUCUGUUGACUUGUUUUCACAUGUUGAAAGAUUUAUUGAGUGUGAUGCCGUGUAAAUUUGUUUUGAGGAUGUUUGGGAGAAAUCCCUUUAAGCACUGUCAAUUUAUUUUGAAGAAGCUGUAAAUAUGACUGGCAUGGAACCAAUCACUACUGUGGUAUUCCGGAAUUGACGCAAUUAUCGUGUGUUUCUGGAAGAAAUUGAUUGAAUGCAUAAUUAUGAUAAAAUAAACGACAAAAGUGCCAAAUUUGGAUUAUUGUAUUAAUGCAUUGACAGUGCACAAAAUGUGUUGUGUUAGAGAUAGCAGUAAGGGGAGGUAACCCUGAUAGAUCUGUAAUGUGAUAGAAACAUGUACAUAGGUCACAAUGCACGGAACGCACUGAUCACAGGGCUGUACUAAUUAGAUGCUAGAGAUGGUCCCUGCUGUAUUGUGCGAAUCUCGAAAGAGGCCUGCGUUACUAGAGGCAGUUUUGUCCGUCUUCCGUCAAUCGAACCUCGUGUAGUUGACACAGUAGAUUCAAUGUCUGUAUUAUGAGUAUGAUACAAUCAUGUCUUCCUCGGUGUUGAGCACUGGCCAGUGGUCGGACUCACGUGGGUGUACGUACACACUGGCGGAACUGUAAUGUAUUAAGUAGGUUGUCCUCACAUUCAUCUGUCUCAAGGCAUGGACCAACAUUCUAUUGUCAAUACUCCAAUUAAAUGGAUAGUUGUGAUUGAUGACAAAUUAAUAGAUUCAUAACAUAAUUUAAUUUUUGUUCUGUUUUUAAUACUGAAUCAGAACUCUUGCGAAAUCUACUUCUAAAAAUAUUAAAAAAAUAUUUUUAAGAGAAAUAUAAAUUUGUUACCAAUCACUGCUACAUAAUGUGUAAUGGGUAUAAUUUUGAAGCCAUACCUGUAAUAUAUGUAUUUUGUUAGUGUUGAGAUGUGGAAUGAAUAUAAGUCAUAUUAUCAUAGGUUUUUAACACUUUAACUCUAAGUGAACUAUAUUACCCGUAUGUUAUCCUGAGACGAGAGUUAUCGUGUUACCUACUGUGCUCGUAUCAUAUCAGUAUGUUUAUAUUCAUUAAUCGUCAUAGUAACCACUAGACACUUGGUCUUGACAUAGCAACUAUUUAUCAACAUAGGACCAUUAUUUAUGAAGACAAAAUGUCAAAUAUCUAUAUGAAUCAUCAUGUAGAUUAAUUAGGAAUGGCUUCAGAAGACUGAAACGAGUUAUUGUGACUGUGCGAGGUGACACAAGUAUGUCCCUGUACGAUACGGUAUGUAUCACACGGUAUGUGGUGUGUAUGUCUAUAGACAACGUCGUAUGUCGCCAAUGCUGCUCACAAUUGUAUCCAUGUAUUUAUGUUAAAGUGUUUAUUGGGCAUUGGUGUUUGUGCCCCUACGACUGUCCGCUGUUUGUGGGCUAAAUCCUAUAACAUAAUUGUUUAUUGACGUACGAGUUUAUAUAACAUGACUUUGUUGACGUGGGUGGGUGCAUGGUGAUGAUCUCGUUUUAUCGGAUGUGUUAUUUUUUCUUAUGUCUAUUCAACUGUACCAUUAAAUGUAUACCUGCAUGUGUUGAUUUUGGUGCCUGUAGACUCUAUAUAUUGACAAGAAAGAGCAACGACAUUUACAUAUUUUGUACCUGCAUUCGAACAAACCUGUUUCAUCUGAAACGACAAACUAAAAAAGAUUUUGAAGACAUCAGUGUUUUCAUUUCAAUGUGGAAAUUUGAGACUGGUGAAAUUAAAACUUUGUUUUGCUCUUGUCGUAGUGACGAUUCCUCUUCCCCAUCAUUGUGACUUAGUGGAUUUCCUUCUGAAAACACAUUCCUGGCUCCCUUGGUAAAAUCCCCAUAAAAGCUUCAUUCUGUUGUCCGCGAAAUUACUGCUGUCACUCCCUACAUCCUUCUCCUUCUCCAGCGUUUACUGUCACACAAUGCUGUCAGAAUGUUAAUUCCAUGACUAUCAUUAAAUAUCAUUUUAUUUGUCACAAAUUUGCUCAAUUUUAUUAUUGGUUAUUUGUCAUAAACUUGUUCAGUUGGAAUAUUUUCUUUUUUACAUUAUGCUAUUGCAUCAAGGUGACGAUUUGAGCGUUUCAAAGGGUUAUGUUUACUUGUGCAUUUCUUAUUAAUACUGUAUUGUAUUUGAAACCAACGACCCUGCGUAGAGUGGGAGUAUAGACUAAUAGUCCGGUCAUUAUUGUUUAGCUUUAGGCUGCUUGAACUCCACAUUACAUUACGAACCUCCACAUGGAACCUUCAGUGCCAGAUCCAAAGGGAAGGACUGUUUAUCAAAGUGUCGGAAGGGAGACUGGAGUUUUGAGUUGUGUGUCCGCUUCUACCGCUAUGACAGAAAUGAACUCCCCCAGGGGCAUUCAUUAUGCUAGGAGAUGUAGUUGUUUUGUCUCUAAGUUAUAUUCUUUUUAAUUUUUAUCCCAGUUUUUGAUAUGUGCUAUUGUAGAGCCUCUGUUUCAUGAUUUUUCUUGAACGUUUUAGUAGUGAUUAAGAUACCAUGACAUUUGGCAUGUUCUGAACCACAGACCAUCUGUCAUCCCUCUGUUUUUAAUGGUUUGAUCCACUGGAACCAUCCUGUUGCCCCUCUGUUUAUUAUGGUUAAAUCCAUUCAAACCACCUGUCCUCCCUCAGUUUAUUAUGGAUCGAUCCAUUCAAAUGACCUGACACCCCUAUGUUCAUAAUGGUUCAUCCGAAAGGAACAUCACCAUUUUCUUCAUCAUCCUUUCCUUCCGAUUCAGCUCAUCUCAAACACAAGUCCCUGUCAAAUUUAACUGUUCAUCCUAUCAAAUAUUCAUCACCCAUAUGUCCAUAAUGGAACAGUCCAUCUUAGCUACCUUCCACCCCAACUUCAACAUAGUUCAGUCCACUGGACAACCUGACCCAUCUCUGUCACCAAUGUUCCAUUCUAUAGCUCAGCUCAGCUCUAGGUUUAGUUCGGAAAAUAGCAAAAUUCUAACGUUUUCACUCACAGGUAUUUUGUUUGGGUAAUGGGCUGACAAAAUUACUUAAACAUAAAUAAUUCAUUUUAUUAUGAUGUAUCAUAAUUAAUAAAUUGAAAGAUUUUCAUCCAGCUUCUAUUAAAUUGUAAUACAAUUCCUAUAUUUCUUAAAAUUAGCAAUUGAUUUCUUGGACAAGUGGGUCAAGUUAAGGCAAGUGACAACUGGUUACCAGUAUCAAUCACAUGUUGGAUAAGUAUCUUGUAAUUCAUUCUUUUACCUAAUCUGAAAUAAUAUACUGCAUAAUGAAAAACUGUAAAAUCUUGACAGUUAUGUCCGUGGAAUCUCGUAUGUAAAGCUAAGAUCUGAUUUAAAGAAUGCUACAUUGCUUUAUAAUAUUAUCAUGAAUAAGUUUUAAUUUAUUUAUAUCUUAAGCAUAAUAAGUGUGAUUUAAUCUAUACAGGUUGUGUCAAGGUCAUAUAUUUAGAUAUUGAACAAUGCUUAUAGUAAAAGGUCACCAAGAUGAAAGGUCACAUGCAUAUUCUACUUAAAAUACUGCCAAAUGAUUUAUCUCAAUAUCCAAAGUUUAUAAGUCAGUACUCACAGGGGUAAUCCUUUGAUUGGGUGAUCCUUUGAUUGAGCCCAAGAACUAUAUCUGUCCCAAAUAACAGAAAAUUUUAUUUUUAUUUUGCAUUUUCCUGAUGACUUGUUUUCAGUUUUUAUCCAAAAAGUGUUCAGCUUCAAAUUGUGAGCCUUUCUUGUGUCUCCCCUGAAUUGUGUAUUAAAUUCAAUGUUCAAUGGUGUACUUAAUUUUUGAAUGUUUAAACUUUGAGAAGCAACUAUGAGUGCUACUACCUGUUCUUCCAGUGUUAGGGCAAUCAACGAGAUAGCCUAGCAAAUACCUCGUAUAUCUGAAAUCUCAAUCCAGUUGCCAAAUAUAUUUAAUGGAACUGAAUACACAGUUUUGUUCUUGUUGAAAUGGAAGGUUACUGUAUAAGUUGUUUCUUAAAGGGGGACUAAUCUCUUGAUCCUAUUAUCAGUUUUCUAUAGGUAAAAAUGCUUCAAUUGUUGCAAAACCGACUUUGUCUCUAUGUAGUCAGGAUAAACAUUAUGUUUACAUCAGUGUAUAAAUAAUUGUUACUCAAACAAGUUGUAAAAUAAUUGUCCUUAACUUGCUGCAACUUCCCAUAUGUGAGCAUAGUCCCCCUUUAAAAUAUGAAACAUUACCCAUGAAUCUGGACAUAUACCUAUAUCUCUAAAUUUGAUAGUUUUACAAUCAAAAAAUUAAACUUGCCUUCCACUGUAGAUCUAGUAAUAGUGCUAGAUUGGGCCACUUACAGGUAAUAUUUCUUGAUUGUUAUUUUAAUACAUUUUGUGAGAAAACUCUAUGGAAUAUACCUUUUCUUUAGUAUAGUAUAAACUGCUGUAGUUUCAUAUACCAGGUAUUUUUGUAAUGGAUAGAGUAUUUUAGAUUUCCAUUUCACUUUUAGUGAUGUUUAAAUAUAUAUUUUAGAAGUUCGUAUUGGGAUACAUUGUAAUGGCUUACUGCGUACGUAGACAGCCGCGAGCACAACGAACAAAUGGUCAGAGCAAUAAUAAUCACAACUGAUGUUUUUUCUUUCUCAUAUCAUACUUCCAUAAUUUAUUUCAAUGUCAAAAUGCAGGGUAUACCUGUUUUAGUCGUGAUCAGUUUUAUCGCAAGUGAAAAAGAUAAAUGAUCAACAUCAUUUUUUAUCUUUGUUAGAUAAGUAUUUAGAUACUUACGUCAUGGUGUCAUGUUGAUGUACAUUUUUGUCAGUAGAAAUCAUAUAAGAAUAGAUCUGGCAAGAUGUUCCAGUGAACUUUCAAACUAAAAUGAUUGAGUGUUUACAGUUGAACAAAACUGCUCAUCAAUGUUAAAUUUGUUUAAGUUUAGUUGUAAUCUUAAAUAUAUUCUAUUGUUUAAUUUGUCACUUCAUGCCAAACUUAUGUUAGAAUUAACAAACCAUAUCUUGAAUGUUACAUCAUAUCCCACAAUCCUUUGUUAUCGACCAAUCAACACCCUUCAUAUCAAUCAUGUGACUGAUAGCCUCAACUUCACCAAGAUGGCGGACUUUUGUUGCGGUCAUCUCUCUAUGUUAAGUAUCCAAUGUUGAACAUGUUAUGUGUGCUUAAGAUUAAUAACGUAUAGUUGUAAGUUAUAGAUUUGAUACGAUAAUUUUUGUGCAAAAAUUGAAUAAAUCAUUUUUAUUAUA